Cyphellophora europaea CBS 101466 is the source of this 1032-nucleotide messenger RNA. RefSeq lists its product as uncharacterized. The record is from RefSeq and is a predicted model, not a curated record. The transcript has 2 exons. Gene Ontology annotation, molecular function: RNA 7-methylguanosine cap binding; hydrolase activity. Gene Ontology annotation, biological process: deadenylation-dependent decapping of nuclear-transcribed mRNA. The coding region runs from base 1 to 1032 and encodes 343 amino acids. Gene Ontology annotation, cellular component: nucleus; P-body. NCBI's taxonomy places the organism in Eukaryota, Fungi, Ascomycota, Eurotiomycetes, Chaetothyriales, Cyphellophoraceae.
AUGGCUACAUCAACCGCUCCGGAGUCCAAAGCGGACGCCGAGGCCCUGAUACCACUCUUUCACCUCGAGAAGAUCCUUAACCAAGAUCAGUCCGGUCGCCGCAUCACCCUUCUCGGCAGCAUCAGUCGCCGACCCGCCCUACUAAUUCUUGAGCGCGCCGCCUUCACCUCGUCCGCCACAUCAAUUCCCCCUCUCCUCCAACGCAUCACCUCCCUCGCCAACCUCGGCGCCAACGACAUCUACCGCUGGUACAUGUCAUCCCUGUCCCCAGCCGCCCCACCCCUCCCCAACGCCUCAGAGCCCUCCCCCGAAUCGACCGACCUCAAACUCAACCUCAUCUAUCCCUGCACCCCGAAACACCUCGCCAAAUACACGCGCCAACGCCUCCGCCACGUGACCGAAACGCCCGAGAUAUACGCCACACACCUCCGGCCCUGGAUUGCGCGCCAGCGCGCCGCCGGCCGCCUCGACUGGAUCUUCAAUAUCCUCGACGGGCGCACCGAGCAGGAAGACGUGGUCCUGCGCUCCUCCUGGGACACGGACGACGGCUUCCUGCUGCUGCCGGACCUCAAUUGGGACCGCAAGACGGUGUCGGCACUGCAUCUGCUGGCGCUGGUGCAGCGGCGCGACAUCUGGAGCCUGCGCGACCUGCGGAAGCGGCAUGUGCCUUGGCUGAGGCGGCUGCGGGAGCAGGUCGUCAGGGGCGCGGGGGCGGCUGCAGGGUCGGAAGGCGUGAGCGAGGGCGUGCAGGAGGAUGAGUUGAAGUGCUAUGUGCAUUAUCAACCGACGUACUAUCAUUUUCACGUGCAUGUGGUGCAUGUCAUGUUGGAGGCGGAAGGGGGUACGCAAAAUGUGGGGAAGGCGUGGGAGUUGGGUGGGUUGAUCGCGACGUUGGAGGGGAUGCAGAACGAUGAGGAUGGAUUGGACGGCGUCGAGGUCAGCUAUGUGGUUGGAGAGGAGAGUGACUUGUGGAAAGGCCUUUGGGGACCUCUGAAACAGGGUGAGACCCCCACGUUAAACCAGGCUGCGUAG